CAUGCCGGGUUACUAUCUUCGCGAGGGUUAUGGCACGGGCGCGAACAAGUGGAUCCUUUUUAUGGAGGGCGGUGGGUGGUGCUUCAAUCCGAAGCAAUGCGCCAACCGCGCAAAGACGGACCUUGGGAGCUCCGUCAACUGGCCGUCCGUCAGCAACGUGCACUUCGGCGGAGUCGCAAGCCCCGACGCGGGGAUUAACCCCCAGUUCUACAACUGGAAUGUGGUGCUUGUCAAGUACUGCGACGGCAGCUCCUUCACGGGCGGUUCGGGCAAGAAGAACAAGACGGAGGAGACCGGCAAGACGCUCUACUAUAGGGGACACUGGAACUUAAACGGCGUGCUUCAAGAUCUGCUGGACACUCAAAAUCUGAACCACGGGGAGGAGGUGCUGGUGGGGGGCUGCAGCGCGGGCGCGGUGGCCGUGUCGAUCAAGUGCGACCAGAUCGCCACGUGGCUCAAGGAUUACGGCAUCAAGACCAAGUGCUUUAUGGAUGGAGGUUUCUUCCCAGACGUGGUGGAUGUGAACGGCGAGCGGUCGCUGCGGGAGAAGGUGCAGCGGCUGGCAACACUGCAUGACAUCGACCGGAUUGGGAUCAACGGCGACUGCAAGGAUGGUGAGUUCAGAAAAUUCACCAUGGCAUGGAUGAUUGUCUGUUAUGGUGGUGAGUGUUCAAUUUUUCCUCCCCUUCCUCACACUCUCACUGUCAAUGUUACUGACUUUUCCUUAUCGCUUUUCUUCUCGCCUUGA
Molecule: messenger RNA, 748 nt
Organism: Closterium sp. NIES-65
Lineage: Eukaryota; Viridiplantae; Streptophyta; Zygnematophyceae; Desmidiales; Closteriaceae
Source: the annotation of a GenBank genome assembly